This is a messenger RNA of Cololabis saira (Pacific saury), 2357 nucleotides long. RefSeq names its product ubiquitously-expressed, prefoldin-like chaperone (gene uxt). NCBI's taxonomy places the organism in Eukaryota, Metazoa, Chordata, Actinopteri, Beloniformes, Belonidae. The transcript has 6 exons. The coding region runs from base 159 to 635 and encodes 158 amino acids. The record is from RefSeq and is a predicted model, not a curated record. Gene Ontology annotation, biological process: negative regulation of transcription by RNA polymerase II. Gene Ontology annotation, molecular function: transcription corepressor activity.
GUUGUUUAUUGCAGUUUUGGAAUACUUACAUUUCAAGUGGGGAGUUUGUGACCCAGAAAAGUUAAAUUUAACAGGGUUGGAGGUUCAAAAGGAGGCCACCGAUCUCCAGCGUGAACCCGCGUGGAAACGAGUGUUGAUGCAGAUCUUUUACUUGCAGCAUGGCUCCGCCGGGCGACGCUAGUGCUAACGUGGAGCAGAAGGUGCUGCGCUAUGAAACCUUCAUCAGCGACGUCCUGCACAGAGACCUGCAGAAGGUGCUGGAGCAGAGAGAUCAGGUGUACGAGAAGAUCUCCCAGUACCUGCAGCUGAAGAACACCAUACAGAGCCUCCAGGAGGCGGGCUCUCAGAAGCUGAAGACGGACGUAGAUCUCGGCUGUAACUUCUACGUUCAGGCUGAAGUCGAGGACCCAUCCAGGAUCUUUGUGGCGGUCGGCUUCGGCUUCUUUGUGGAGAUGACUCACGAUGAGGCUCUGAGGUUCAUCGAAAAGAAGACGAGUCAGCUGACGGCUUUCACGGAGCAGCUGACCAAAGACUCCUCCAAAAUAAAAGCUCACAUCCGCAUGGUGUUGGAGGGUCUCCGUGAGCUGCAGCGUCUCUCAGAUGUCCCAGAGAGCAAAACAUCAGAUGUUCUGUAGAUGGUUCCGUCAGACGACAGCUCUGUAGUUCUUCAGGGGGAGCGUCACGGACACGGAGACCGGCGUCUCGUCAUCACGCUCCUGUCAUCAUGUCUGCGUGUACAGAAGUGGCAGAAGUUUUCUUCUUUAAAUCUACAGGAAGGGUUUUUUACACGACAACUACAACGACAAUUACUUUUCUUUUGAGGAUUAAUGAAGACGUUUUGAAAUUUACUUCGGGAAAAACAAACUGGAUGAUCCAAAGUUUAUGGACAUUUGUACAUAGUUUUUUUUUUUGUGAAUUUCUUUGAAUGUUCAACAAAUGUUCAACAAAACAAAACAUUGACCCCUUUUUAUUCUGUUUAAGAUCUUUUUCCCGUAUGCGGUUACAUGCAGAAGUAGGACAGUGUUCCAUGGCUGCAUUUAAACAUCAGCACCAUAAAUUUUCAAUAAAACAAUCCAGAUGUGUUCAAAGCUGACGACAUGGCGUUUACCACUCUGCUGAUGGUCAGACAUCAAGUCAGGACCUGAACCCCAGCAGGGUCAAUGGAUCUGCCGUCCACACACUUCUGGAUGGAUGGAAGCAUCGGUGAUGACCUCCAGCUGCUAUGAGGUGUUGUCAUGGCAACAGGCUGCUGGAUGGAGUUGCAGCGAGAGACUGUUGAAAGCAGAUCCUGCGUUCAGACAGGAUCCCGUCAGAGCAGAGUCCCGGGGCCUGUACUACGAAGCGGGAUUUGGGUUUAGCGAGGUAACUUCAGGUUUAACCCUGGGUUUUCAGGACUACGACGGUGGUUCACUUCUUAGCGGGGCACAUCGCCAUGGUAACUUAUGCUGAACCGCUAACCUGCUCCGGAGCAGGUUAUGUUCAAGAUACAGAUCGCCGGGUGUAAAAGCACCGCCCACUGACCAAUCAGCUCUUUUGGAAAAUGACAUGCCCUUUCGAAGAGAAUCCAGUGGAGCUCGGGGCGCGGAUCGUGAGAGGAUCCCUCCGAAGAGAACGCGUAUUCAGGGACCACCAAAACCCCUUUGUUUUCCCUGAUGAGUACCUGUAUGAACGAUCCAAAAAAAAAGGAAAAAAAGAAAAAAGAGGUGGAGGAGAAAAUAAAAAAUAAAUCAAUCAAUGAAUAAAUAAAACAAAUCAUCACCCAAAAUCCGAUGUACAGUCAAUCCAAAACUAAUACCAAUUAAAUAAAUAAAUCAAGAAGAAAUGAAAAAGAAGAUGCAUUUGUAAGGGGAUAGCAAAAAAGGGAUUUUCAAUUUCGUCCCUCGAACAUUCUGAGAAGUCACUUUAAAAUACUAAAUACCCCCCUCCUGAAAAAAUAAAAAAUUAAAUAAAAUAAAUAAAAAAACCCAAUUCUUUGGUACAGCAUCAGCACAAGUUAUCGGUCAACAACAAUAGUUAUAGAACCAAUAUAUACAGGACUGUCUCAGAAAAUUUGAAUAUUGUGAUUUUCUGUAAUGCAAACACAAAAACAAAAAAAUGUCAUACAUUCUGGAUUCAUUACAAAUCAACUGAAAUAUUGCAAGCCUUUUAUUAUUUUAAUAUUGCUGAUCAUGGUUUACAGUUUAAGAUUAAGAUUCCCAGAAUAUUCAAAUAUAUGUUUAUAUCCCUAUGAAUUUACGCAUUUAUACAGUCAGCGAUCUUUUGCCAGCUGUCUUUCCUGCAUUUUGCAGCUGCAACUGUGUUGCUUUUUGCCUGUAUUAUAUGCCUAUACUCAUCAUAUUUCCGUAAAAUUAUUGUUU